AACGAGCGGCGGUGGCGGCGGCGGCGGGUCCCGAGUCCAGCGAGAGCAGCAGCGGGCCUCCAGUGAGAGUGCUGUCAACUGGGGACCAUCCUCAUUCAGACCAUCCCAGUUUGUUAUAAUUUAUGACAGUCAGACCUAAAGGAUUCCUCCAGAAUUUCUCUGUAGACCAGGUUGGCCUGCUUCUGCUGGCAUUAAAGAUUUUGUAUUUUGUACAUAUAUUAUUUUGUAUAUUCUAUAUAUGAUGACUUCUGUGAGCAGUGAUCGUUGCCGAGGUGCUCGGGAAAAACCACAGAUGCCAACAGCACAUGCAGCACAAUCACAGAAACAGGUGGUACAGGCAACAGCUGAACAGAUGCGGCUUGCUCAAGUUAUCUUUGAUAAGAAUGAUUCAGAUUUUGAAGCUAAAGUUAAACAGCUUAUGGAAGUGACGGGAAAAAAUCAGGAUGAAUGCAUAGUGGCUCUACAUGACUGUAACGGCGAUGUGAACAGAGCCAUCAAUGUGCUGCUGGAAGGGAAUUCUGACACGACUUCAUGGGAGACUGUAGGGGGGAAGAAGAAGAAUUUUGGAAAAGAAAGCUCAGAAAACAAAGAAAACAGAGAGAAGAGAAUGGAGAGAGAAGCAAGUCGUGGACGGGGAAAUAACAACCGCAAAGGAAGAGGUGGCAGCCGAGGUCGAGAGUUCAAAGGUGAAGAGAAUGGAAUUGAUUGCAGCCAAGGAGACAAGCCUUUGGAGCGAGGCAAGCGGGCCCGAGGCAGAGGAUUUGGACGUGGCAGAGGCAGAGGGGCAGGAAGGUUCUCUGCUCAAAGCAUGGGGACGUUCAAUCCUGCAGAAUAUUCAGAGUCCACCUCUACAGAUGGCUGUGGGACAAAGUUGGUAGUUUGGGAAGCUGCUCAGAACGGUACAGAUGAGGACCCUGAAGGUGUAACAAAGCCUCACAGUAUAUCUCAGGAGCUGCCAAGUAAAAGUUCUUAUGGACUCAAAGGUGCCUGGAAGAAUUCUGUGGAAGAGUGGACACCAGAGGACUGGAGUGAAGAUCUCUCCGAAACAAAAGUGUUCACUGCCUCAUCUGUUCCAGCAGAGAACCAUGUCACGCCUGGGCAGAGCAUUGAUCUGGUGGCCUUGCUCCAGAAGCCUGUCCCUCCUGCUCAGGCUGCGGAAGUCAACUCCUUUGAAACGUCCCAGCAGCAGGGCUUUAGCCAAGCCCUUGUCUUCACAAAUUCUCAACACAACAAUCAGAUGGCACCAGGGACUGGCCACUCCACUUCUGCCAACACCUAUUCACCUCAGAGCUUGUCAUCCGUCCUUGGCUCAGGAUUUGGAGAGCUGGCCCCAUCAAAAAUGGUGAAUAUCUCGAGUGCUCAGAUUUUGGACAAGUUGAAAGCACCAAGUUUGACCCCAUUUCCUGCCACUUCAAGUGCACAGCAGAGCAGUGCAUGCCUCCCAGCCACUACUACUUCCUGGGACCGCACGCCCUCAGCACCCCAGGCCUCAGUCCUCAAUCAUUUUGACUUCAAGUCUCAGCCGGAACCAUCCCCAGUUCUUAGCCAGUUGAGCCAGCGGCAGCAGCAGACCCAGGCAGUCAGUGUUCCUUCUCCUGGUGUGGAGUCCUUUCCUUCUCGGGCAAAGCACGGAGAAUCAGCACCUGUAGAUGGGCCUUCUGCUGUCAACAGACUUUUGCAACUUCCUAACAUGGCUGUUGAAAAUAUUGUAUCUGCCCACCAACCGCAGCCCAAACACAUUAAACUCCCUAAGCGUCGGAUACCUCCAGCUUCUAAGGUCUCCACUUCAGCAGUGGAAAUGCCUGGUUCUGCAGAUGUCACAGGGCUAAAUGUUCAGUUUGGGGCCCUGGAAUUUGGAUCAGAGUCGUCUCUGUCUGAGUUUGGAUCAGCAGCUUCAGCCAGUGAAAAUAGUAAUCAGAUUCCUAUCAGCUUGUACCCGAAGACUUUAAGUGACCCUUUGAACGCCUCGUUACCAAUGACCAGUGCUGUACAGAACUCUACCUACACAACUUCAGUCAUCACCUCCAGUCUGACCAGCUCCUGCUUGAGCUCCACUAGUCCAGUAACAACACCUUCCUCUUAUGACCAGAGCUCUGUGCAUACCAGAAUUGCACACCAGAGCUCUGCAAGCCCACCAGAUCCUGCUCCAGGCUCUGUGCUUAAUGGACAUGGUGGUGGCCGGAGUCAGCACCCAGUAGACACUACUUCAUCCGUUCCAGCUCCAAACGCGACAGACCCUCCUGCCCUCCCGUCUGUGGGAACCUUGCCCUGCCCCACCCCCUGUGCUGCUCUUCUGCCAUCUUCACCCCAGCACACAGCCACUUUGCCCUCCUCGUCCCAGGCUGGUGACCUGUCCAGCAGCCCCCUUUCUCAGCUUAGCAGUUCCCUCUCCAGCCACCAGAACAGCUUGUCCUCUGCACAGGCAGCGCGUCCCCCAGGCACGCCACACACUCAUGCUGCUGUGGAGAGUACCCCGUCCCCGGCCACCUUCUCAGCAGCAGCAACCUCUGCCCCAAGUGCCCCGUCCUCGGGUGCCACCCUGCCUGGCAGUGUGAGCACUGUGAGCAGCCUAUGCCUGGGCGGGACCACUGGGGGUGUGCCCAGCAGCAGUACCAGGGCCACUGCCUUGGUGACCUCAGGCAAGGCACCUCCAAACCUGCCUCAAGGGGUGCCUCCCCUGCUACACAAUCAGUACCUCGUGGGCCCUGGAGGGCUGCUUCCUGCUUAUCCGAUCUACGGUUAUGAUGAGCUCCAGAUGCUGCAGUCACGGCUGCCGAUGGAUUACUAUGGAAUCCCCUUUGCAGCACCCACAGCCUUGGCCAGCCGAGAUGCGGGUCUACCUAAUAAUCCAUAUUCAGGCGAUGUCACAAAGUUUGGCCGAGGAGACUCCGCAUCCCCCGCACCUCCAACGACACCAGCUCAGGCACAGCAGAACCAGUCUCAGACCCACCACACAGCUCAGCAGCCCUUUUUGAAUCCUGCUCUGCCGCCUGGCUACAGCUAUACCGGCCUGCCCUACUACACUGGUGUGCCCAGUGCCUUCCAGUAUGGGCCCACUAUGUUUGUCCCUCCAACCUCAGCGAAGCAGCAUGGAGUGACCCUGGGCACUCCCCCAACCCCUUUUCAGCAGGCCAGCGGGUAUGGGCAGCACACUUACAGCACAGGUUAUGACGAUUUGACCCAAGGGACAGCGGCAGGAGACUACACCAAGGGUGGCUAUGGUGGAUCAUCACAGACGCCAAACAAGACGGCUGGUUGUGGGCCUGGCAAAGGAGUUUCUGUGUCUUCAGGUACCACUGGCUUGCCUGAUAUGACUGGUUCUGUCUACAAGACACAGACUUUUGACAAGCAAAGUUUUCAUGCGGGAGCUCCUCCGCCUUUCAGCCUGCCCUCUGCCUUGGGCUCCACUGGCCCCCUGGCCCCUGGAGCAGCCCCUGGCUACGCACCUGCCCCGUUCUUACAUAUCAUGCCAGCCCACCAGCAGCCCCACUCCCAGCUGCUGCACCACCACCUACCACAGGAUGCUCCGAGUGGCUCUGGUCAGCGCAGCCAGCCCAGCUCCCUGCAGCCCAAGUCUCAAGCCUCCAAGGCCACCUACAACAACUCUCCGUACUGGACAAACUAGACCCUAGAAAGGAGAGGGUGGGCCCUUGGGCAGGAGAGAACAGGUAGAGCACAUGCCUGGCAGUCCGGUGCCCUUCCUAGAAUUCUGAGACAUAACUCUGUCAGCUGAGCCUGUGUGGGAAGCCUGCCUCCCAGACCCACUGUUGUAUGUAAUGUAUUUAUGUAUGUAUUUGUAAAUGUGACAAAAGCCUGGAGGAGCUGGGCUGUGCCUCUGGGUAGCAUACAAGUGUGCUCUCCCAGCCUAGUCCAGACCCCCUUGCGGUAGCCAUGUAGGCCCCACCCCUACCCUUCUGCCUUGAGGCCUUCGUUGUGGCCCCAGCUCCGUGUGCCACAGAAGAACUGGAGGUUUGAGGAGUGGGGUCAGGUACCGAUGAAGAAUCACGACUUCUCUCACUCACCCCUGUGACUAGUUUUUCCUCUGUAAUUACUUCAUACUUGUGUUUUGAGAAACUGAUCCUUUUGUGUUUUGUCACGGUCCCUUUCCAACAACUCUUAAUCUGGGAAUAGCAGAGAUGACCCAUCCAACAUAAGCCUGUGCCUGUCUGCCUGCACACAGGGCAGGGCCUUCUGCUUUUGGUCUGGUCCUGUCCUAGGAACUUAACUCUUCUUAUCAACUGUUUAAAAAAAUUUGAACUAAGUCUCAGAUAAUCAGCCAGUCAGCUCCGUUGUAAAGAAGUAAAAGAUCUGCUUCCACCUCAGUGAAGCCUGUCUCCAAACAAAGGCUCUUCUAUACCAAUUGUCUCGAACCAGGUGGACAACUGUUUUCAGGGUUUUCUCUCCCCUAAACUCCACCUAAUAAAGUUCUGAGAGCA
This is a messenger RNA of Psammomys obesus (fat sand rat), 4436 nucleotides long. RefSeq names its product ubiquitin associated protein 2 (gene Ubap2). The record is from RefSeq and is a predicted model, not a curated record. Gene Ontology annotation, cellular component: cytoplasm; nucleus. Gene Ontology annotation, molecular function: protein binding. The transcript has 31 exons. Bases 239 to 3625 code for a protein of 1128 amino acids. NCBI's taxonomy places the organism in Eukaryota, Metazoa, Chordata, Mammalia, Rodentia, Muridae.